UUAGAUGAUCCUGCUCCUUACCGUAAAACCUCUGUUUCUUUUCACAACGGCUGCUCCUUUCCCAAAACCCGCCAAAAUACCGGUCACCCACCCGCAAAAAACGGCAACAUUCUCUCCCUCACACACUCUCUCCCUCUAAAAACUGUUACAGAUCUCUAUCUACCCAUAUACGCAAACCCUUGUCUUUUCCAAAAUUUCCACGCCCAUCAGUUCCUCAUCUUCUUCUCCGUCCCCCAAUUCGUUCCCUGUUUGGUUGCUUGGAAAAUCAAGGAGAAUAAUAGAAUUCCUGAAGGCAUAGCUUGAUAGAGCAUUGAGAAAUUGUCUAUUGCAUUUUCCGGAACAAUUCGAGAUUAAAUAGGCGGGUAAUCUUUGAAAAUGACAAACCGUAUGAAGGAAGAGGAGAGAAUCGAAAAGAUUAUUCGUGGGCUUUUGAAGCUUCCAGAAAAUCGGAGAUGUAUUAAUUGCAACAGCUUGGGACCGCAGUAUGUUUGCACGACUUUCUGGACAUUUGUUUGCACAAACUGCAGUGGAGCACAUCGGGAAUUUGCGCACCGAGUGAAAUCAGUGUCCAUGGCUAAAUUUAAUGCAGAAGAACUCAGUGCUCUUCAAGCUGGCGGAAAUGAGAAAGCGAGGCAAAUCUAUCUCAAAGUCUGGGAUCCACAGCUUCACUCUUUUCCGGAUGGCAGUAAUCUUCAAAAACUCAGGGAUUUCAUUAAGCAUGUCUAUGUGGGUAGAAAAUUUACUGGUGAGAGGAGUGCUGACAAGCUUCCAACGGUCAAAGUGGGUGCGAAGGAGGACUUCUAUGAAAGAUAUAAUCCCGGUGGACGGAAGGAUGAGAGGAAUUUGAAAAAUUAUAUUGAUGAAAGAAGAAGUCCUCAUUACAAACAAGAAAAUGAUGCGAAGGAGGACUUCCAUGAGCAGCGUUCUAUUGAAAGAUAUAGUCCUGGUAGAUGGAAGGAUGACAGAAAUUUGAAAUGUUAUAACGACGGAAGAAGAAGUCCUCAUUACAAGCAAGAAAAUUGUACCGAGGACUAUUGUGAACGGCGUCCUAUUGAAAGACAUAGUCCUGGUGGCCGGAAGGAAGACAGGAAUUCGAAAUAUUAUUCUGAUGAAAGAAGAAUUCCUCCUUACAAGCAAGAAAAUAUAAGAUCUGGUGGUCGCAGGAGCCGUCCUGUUAACUUUGAGAUAGUAGAUGACAGGGUUCGAGAUGAUAGAAGAAGAUCAGAAAUCCGCAGGAACAGUGCAGAGUCCAAGUCUGGAAGCAGGUCACCAGAUUCUCAAAAAAGCAGGGAAAUGACCGGUCCCCCAGUGGUACGCUCUGUCAAAGAUAUUUUGGGCGAGAACGUUCCACCUCUGCGGGUAGGUGAACAUCCGGAAGUGAAUGAUAAGAGGGAUACUGAUGGUUCUGCUCACGAUGAGAAGUCAGAAUCUUCCAGUACUCCAGCACCUGUUGAUGAGAAACUAGUGGAGCACAAGAGAGUAAACUCGGAAAGCUUGAUUGAUUUCAGCACUGAUCUUGAGCCUUGUGAUACCAUAGCAGCACCACAAACGGAGCAAACAGCUCCCCCGGUUGAUGGUGGCAACUUGGUUCUUGUUCAAUCUUCCCCGAAGGAGAAGUCUUCUGAUGUUCCAAAUUUAAAUUCUGUGGAAUCUUUAUUAUUUGAUUUGUCACCUCCUUCAAUUGAACCUGUCGGUGUCAUCUCUGAUGCACCUGGAAGUGGUGAUGCUCCAUCGGCUACACCUGUCGCAUCAUCCAAUAGUGUCAGUGCUCCUGCAGCUUCACCUGUAGGAAUGGCUGUACCAUGGCCCAGUAGUGGCAGUGAUUCUAUGGUCGAAGUUACUGCUGGACAGCAGUUGCCAACCAUGCAGCAACAUUUACCUUCUUCUACAUCCCCAGUUGGAACUUUGUAUAAUCAGCCGUGGACUGCAUCACAAGCACCAAGUUCUCAGGGACCUUCUAGUGCUACUGCUGAACAAUUAUAUGAAGCUGCCUCUAAAACAGCCCAAGACACCAGUUUUGGAGUUGGGCCACAAGCUGUUCAGAUGUCAGAAGCAAAGUCUACUGGAAGAAAGGAACUUCCGGCGGACCUUUUUUGUGGAAACUAUUCGUCUUACCAUGCACCAGUUUCGAGUUGGCAAACUCAUCCACCUCAUGGAAUGGGAUUUGGCAUGCAGUACCAUCCUACUGCUACGCCUGUGUCAACAUUUCCCAACUCAGCAAAAUCGAAAAACCCAUUUGAUAUCAGUGAUGACACAACCCAAGAUCAAGCUCCAAUGUUUCCUUCCAUGUCACCUUUGCAAGGAGCACUGCCGAUGGCAUCACCUUAUGCGUCCGCAUUACCUCCACAGUCGCCUUCCAAUGGAAUGCCCCCAAUUCCAAAUGCAUUCAUGGGACAACAUUUACCCAAUAAUAUGCCAUCUUUCAGACCACAGGUCAGUGGUAGCUUUGAUGGAAGUCAAGCUGCUUUUGCUUCCUUAAAUCCAAUUCAGCAGCCUGGUGGCGGAUACCCAACACCCACUACUUCUUCUUCAAUGGGUGGAAAUCCAUUUGGAUAGAUUCAAGAAUACGCUUCGUAUUUCAUUUCGAUGACAGAAUCAUCCUGGUUCGGCCCCCUAGCAUUUUUAGGGAGGGCUGGUUGCUUGGAGAUCAACCAUGACAAGCCAUCUGCAUGAAGAGCUUCAUCUGCAACUUCUGUUGACAAUGGUAAAGGAUUGGAAUGUAGCACAUGAAAAGGAGUAUGAGCAAAUAUCUUGGGACCGAUGUAUAUUUCAAGAGCAUUGUAUACUUGGUAGGAUUUCAUCGUUAGAGUAUAAGGUUCUGUAAAGUGCAUUAGGCUACUGUCACUAUUCCUUCCACAACCACAGUUGGGGGCUUACUGUCAAAGUUUUUACAUUUGGAAUAGUAUUAUUUUUUGAUUAAUUAAUAGAGGAAGAUAUGACAGAAUUAAUGAAUUACUAUGCUUCCAUUAAUAUAUGGAAGAGAUGACACAGUUUGGGCUGUGCCCUUUAUUAAUGUUGCUCUUCUUCUA
Messenger RNA from Cornus florida, 3029 nucleotides. Its product is annotated as probable ADP-ribosylation factor GTPase-activating protein AGD14. The record is from RefSeq and is a predicted model, not a curated record. NCBI's taxonomy places the organism in Eukaryota, Viridiplantae, Streptophyta, Magnoliopsida, Cornales, Cornaceae. The transcript has 16 exons. Gene Ontology annotation, molecular function: GTPase activator activity. Bases 376 to 2556 code for a protein of 726 amino acids.